AUGGAGAAAAAGGAAAUUCCGUUUGAAAAGUCCUUAGCAGCCGUAGAAGAGAACAAGGCAAUCGAUCCCUGCAGCUCGCAGUGGCUACUCAUUUGGAUGUACGGAGCAUAUCUAGACGAGAAUUUUACCCCGGAACAGAGGAAGAGCAUCGAGGUAUUCUACAAGACAAUGCCAGACUUGUGCACCAACGCAAAGCAGUGCUUCCGGAAAUUCGUAGACACCGUCCCCCCUCAGGCCGAAAAUAGGCGCACGUUGAUGGGAUGGAUACAAAUGGCAGAGAACUCCUGCAGGACACAAAAUGGUCUCAAACCAAAGCCUUUCAGGUAUGUUGAAUGUUAUGUACGUAGCAAAGCGGAGGACUGGACGACCAACGGGAGCUUAAAGAAGAGUGAUGGCAAGAUGCCAAGCAUCGAGUUGUCUAUUCUGGAGCUUGGAUCAUCUUGA
This is a messenger RNA of Theileria equi strain WA, 444 nucleotides long. RefSeq lists its product as hypothetical. Lineage: Eukaryota; Apicomplexa; Aconoidasida; Piroplasmida; Theileriidae. Bases 1 to 444 code for a protein of 147 amino acids. The record is from RefSeq and is a predicted model, not a curated record. Gene Ontology annotation, molecular function: thiol oxidase activity. The transcript has 3 exons.